Molecule: messenger RNA, 777 nt
Organism: Rangifer tarandus platyrhynchus (Svalbard reindeer)
Lineage: Eukaryota; Metazoa; Chordata; Mammalia; Artiodactyla; Cervidae
Source: the annotation of a GenBank genome assembly
AUGUCCCCUGCCAUUGCGCUGGCCUUCCUGCCCCUGGUGGUGACAUUGUUGGUGAGGUACCGGCAUUACUUCCGACUGCUGGUUCGCACAGUCUUGCUCCGGAGCCUCCGAGAUUGCCUGUCAGGGCUGCGGAUGGAGGAGCGGGCCUUCAGCUAUGUGCUCACCCAUGCCCUGCCUGGGGACCCUGGUCACAUCCUCACCACCCUGGACCACUGGAGCAGCCAUUGCGAGUACCUCAGCCACAUGGGGCCUGCCAAAGGUCAGAUCCUGAUGCGGCUGGUGGAGGAGAAGGCUCCUGCCUGUGCACUGGAGCUGGGCACCUACUGCGGGUACUCCACACUGCUUAUUGCCCGUGCUUUGCCCCCUGGGGGUCGCCUUCUCACCGUGGAGCGGGAUCCACGCACGGCAGCAGUGGCUGAAAAACUCAUCCGCCUGGCUGGCUUUGAUGAGCACACGGUGGAGCUCAUCGUGGGGAGAUCAGAGGAGGUGAUCCCACGCCUAAGAACCCAGUACGAGCUGAGUCGGGCUGACCUGGUGCUCCUGGCGCACCGGCCCCGAUGUUACCUGCGGGACCUGCAGCUGCUGGAAGGCCAUGCCCUGCUGCCAGCUGGUGCCACUGUGUUAGCUGACCAUGUGCUCUUCCCUGGUGCACCCCGCUUCCUGCAGUAUGCCAAGAGUUGUGGCCGCUACCGUUGCCGCCUCCACCACACUGGCCUCCCUGACUUCCCUGCCAUCAAGGAUGGCAUAGCCCAGCUCACCUAUGCAGGGUCUGGCUGA